Molecule: messenger RNA, 1128 nt
Organism: Pungitius pungitius (ninespine stickleback)
Lineage: Eukaryota; Metazoa; Chordata; Actinopteri; Perciformes; Gasterosteidae
Product: dr1-associated corepressor
Exons: 6
Coding region: 147-611 (154 amino acids)
Biological process (GO): transcription by RNA polymerase II
Cellular component (GO): nucleus; negative cofactor 2 complex
Molecular function (GO): RNA polymerase II general transcription initiation factor activity; protein heterodimerization activity; core promoter sequence-specific DNA binding
Source: RefSeq, a predicted model, not a curated record
CGAGCGGGGUCACGAGCGAGUUGACCUCAGGUGUGUGUGUUUCUUCUUCAGUUCUUCAGGUCAGUUCCUGCUGAAGGUAAACAAAUGGAUUCAGCGGCGGUUCGCAGUAAAAACAUGAAAGAUGUGAGCGAAUUGAAGCGAGUAAAAUGUCCGGACACAAGAGGAAAUAUAACGUACGCUUCCCUCCGAGUCGCAUCAGAAAGAUCAUGCAGAAGGAUCCCGAGGUGGGGAGGAUCGCCACGGCGGUUCCUGUGAUCAUCUUCCUGAACCUGCAUCGAGCAGCUCGAGCUGUGGAGAUGUUCCUGACGUCUCUGCUCACUGGAAUCUUCGCGAUCACUCGGUCGAAGCGCGGCGCCGCCGUGUCGGUCACUCACAUAAAGCAGUGCGUGGAGUCCGAGAAGCUCUUCCACUUCCUCACGGAGCUGGUGGAGCGAGCUCCGUCCCCGGCGGGCCGGCAGGAGGACGCGGGGAUGAGCAUGUGGCCGAUGUUCAGGACCAAACGCCAUGAAAUCUCCGUUAAAAAGACCGAGGCGGUAGAAAUGGCGCCGCGGCGCGGCCUCGACUCGCGGGACACAGACUCCGACGAGUCGGAGCUCUUCAUCUGCUUGUGAGAAACGGACUUCCUUUCAUCACUGUUUCAAUGAUUAUCUUCAUUACUUAUUAGAAUACAUGUUUUUUUUUGUCAUCUGGUGGGAGGGGAAACAUUUAAGACUUCUGGCUGCUUUGAUUUAUUUUAUGAAAAUAUUUAUUUUUGAAGCCUGUUCUUUUUGUUUCUAUCAGAUUUAGUUGAUAGACAUUUCACUGUAAGUUUACACCUAAGAAUUAACUUAUUGACCUCAUGCAGUUUAAAUUAUUUUGGCCUUUGAAGUUAUCUUAGAGCUUUGUUAAUGAGUUGACUAACAUUCUCUUAUCAUUUAUUUCAUGCAGCAGCAUUUAAAACUACAUUUGUUUUGUGGAAUAUGAGUUAGAACGUUUUAUCAUCAAAGCACUUGUAAAUUAACUUUUUAAAGGCGGCAAAACUGCACAGAUGUAAUAAAACUAUAAAUGAUUUAGAAAUCUGUGAUUUAAUGGGAAGUAGAAAGGUCACAUGAAUAAAAAAAAAACAACCCAAGAGCUUACAGUGACUGG